Molecule: messenger RNA, 2939 nt
Organism: Misgurnus anguillicaudatus (oriental weatherfish)
Lineage: Eukaryota; Metazoa; Chordata; Actinopteri; Cypriniformes; Cobitidae
Source: RefSeq, a predicted model, not a curated record
AACUAUUUGAAUUUGAAUUGUGUAAAUUUGAAUUAUUUGCAAGUGUAAUCUAAUAAAACUGAAUUUUAGGUGGUAGUUGAAAUGGUUCUGAAUUAGAUUUUUUUAAACGAAUAUUUAUUAUUUGAAAUUUAACAAAUUGAAAUGUUUUUAGGGCUGAAUUUUAUAGACAUGUAUUUUCAAACAGCUAGUUUUUUUGUUCUGAAUUCGUAUACUGCAAAUAUUCAGGUAAAAAAAAUUCAGAUUCAAGUUUUCAAGAUGAAGAAAAAAGGAACUUCAAAUUCAGUUUUCUAAAAUUCAAUGUCAAAAAUUCAAUAUCAAAGAUUCAGAUCUAGGUCACAGGUCAUCCACAGGGAUGAGUAGAUGAUCUCAGAAAAGUCGAACUUGACCCAUACUCCCAAUAGGUGGCGGUAAUGCACCUUAAAGUUGUGUGCCAACUGCCUUUAAAAUAAUAAGAAGAAGCAGCAUUUGUUUUCCAGCGCGAACGUGGUGGUGUUUGGAGAGUCUGAUCAUGAAUCGCCCGGAGGACAGUGAAGUUGUAAGGUCAGCCAGGCACUUGUUGUCAUUGCUGACGUCUGGAAGUACAGCUGGUCCCAGUCAGGAAAAUGCCAGGCAGCACCCUGUUCAGCAGCACCCUGUUCAGCAGCACCCUGUUCAGCAGAGGGCCACCAUCCAAACUGAGAUGACCCGAUCAUUUCCUGGUUUUUUUAAUAAAGGACGGGGUAAAAGGCGGAUUACUUCAAUAACCACUAGCAAACCCGCUAAAAUAUUGCCUGUGAACAUUUAUUUGCUGCCUCGCCUCUUUGACCGAACGCCUAAAGAGAGUGAGCAACUCAUUCACAUGCAAGCUGGGUUGGGCCGAAAAACGAUGCAUUUAGAGGAAAAUGCCACCUAUGAAGAAAUAUGUGCCCAACUGAAGGAGAUGUACCCCAAAUUUCAAGAAAUAAAGGGGGGUUGGCUUCUCUAUAAAUCUUCAGGAGGAUGGGGCUCUCGGAAGCUCACGCUUAUUCCACCGGAUGAAAGUGGGUACAAUGCCAAGAAUUUGAAGACGGCAACAAAUGGAUUUAAAGGGGUUAUUUACAUUGCUCCACUACAAAUGGAACUUAACACCUCUGCUCUGCCACCUGAAUCUGAAUCUUUUAAUGAAAUGCCAAAAGAGAAAUGCCAGAGAUGUGGAGUCAGUUAUCCACUUCUGAUUCUGACUACACACAUAAAUACCUGUGCGACCAAUGAGGAUGCUGAACAGACUGGUGAUGAAGCUGAACAGACAAAUGAUGCUGACCAGACAAAUGAUGAUGCUGACCAGACCAGUGAUGAAGCUGAACAGACCAAACAAGCAACUUGCCCAAUAUGUCAAAAAGAAAUGUCUCUCGAUGUAAUAGAGAUUCAUGCAAGUUUUUGCAUGGGUGACAGGGAAGAACCAUCUACAUCUGGAUUUUCUGUGCCGCUGACGUAUACUGCUGAAGCUUCAAAUGCAGCUAAAGCCACAAGCAUGAGUCAUGAUUGGAAAAUUGAACCAGACAAAAAUAAAGCAGCAUCCUUAUACACUAAGGAAAUAAUUCGCCAACAUGAGACUGGAAAAUCCCUCUUGAUGGCCAUGGAUGUGAGAAUGGACAAGGAAGAUCAAGACAGAGAACUUGUUGCAUUCUACAAACAAAAUGGCAUAGAAUGGGCAUGCCCUGUGAGGUGCAAACUCCAAGGGGAUGCUGCCAUAGGUGAAGGUGUGACAAGACACUUCUUUUCAACUGUAAUACAGAGGCUUCAGCAUGGUUUCAAUUUUAACAUGGGAAAUACUGCAAGGACCUGUCUCUUUGAAGGUGAACCAGGCCAUCUUGUUCCAUCAUCUUCACAAUUUCUCAUAGAGAGUGAUCUGUUCCUAGUUGCGGGACGCAUGAUUGGACAUGCAUUCCUACAUGGUGGACCUCGGCUGGCUGGAGUCAGCCAAGCAAUAGUCCAUGUACUUCUAGGGGGUUCAGCUGAGACUGCUACAGUGCAAAUCGAAGACUGUCCUGACCAUGAUAUUCGUGAAACCAUAAAACUGCUUGAUGGAGAGGCAGAACUCAGUAGUGAAGAAUAUCAAGCUGUCCUUCACCUGAGUCUUGCUUGGGAUCUUCCUGGCCCAACCAAAGAAAACAGGAAGUGGCUUUUUGAGCGCCUAUUAUCACAUGCGGUCAUUGGAAGGAGAUUACGGCAGUUGAAACAAAUACGUAAAGGACUUAAAGAAACCAGAGUGUGGCCACUGUUGAUUGAAAGGAAAGAUGUGGAAAUCUUUCUGAGGGAAAAUGAAAAUUCACUCACCCCAUCGAUGCUGCUUCAAUGUAUCUGCUGGCCCUCGUAUAUCAGUGAGAAUGAGGACGACAACGACGACGAAGAUUGUUCGCUAGAAGAUAGACGUCGCAUCUCGUGGUAUUUGCGUCACUUCAUUGAGACGGCAUCCAGCUCAGACCUUAAAAACUUGGUGAAGUUUUGGCUUGGGUGGGAAGUGCCAGAAGGAAAUAUGGUAGUGGAAGUGGUUAACUCUAAGAUGCCGAAGUCCUCCACUUGUUUCAAUGUGCUACGCCUCCCUGCCCACUACAUGGAUUACAGCAAUUUUAAGGAUGAUCUCCUUAUGUGCAUUGGCACUUCAGAAUAUGGUUUUGGCCUUGUUUAGAUCUGUGAAAUCCCAAACCGCAAUGGUAACACCAUAUCUAUAAAUUAGAUACAUUAUUAAAGUUUGUCCUGUUUUUUGGACAUUGAAGUUAAAGUAAUACGUUCAUGUAUUAUUGGCAAUGGUAACACCAUAUCUAUAAAUUAGAUACAUUAUCAAAGUUUGUCCUGUUUUUUGGACAUUGAAGUUAAAGUAAUACGUUCAUGUAUUAUUGCAGUUUUAUUUUGGAGAAGGGUUAAAAACCCAUUACAAGAGUUAACACACCUGCUCUAAAGCAAUCCAUAGUUAUAUGUAU